Messenger RNA from Tetrahymena thermophila SB210, 765 nucleotides. RefSeq names its product integral membrane protein DUF6 containing protein. NCBI's taxonomy places the organism in Eukaryota, Ciliophora, Oligohymenophorea, Hymenostomatida, Tetrahymenidae. The record is from RefSeq and is a predicted model, not a curated record. Gene Ontology annotation, cellular component: membrane. The transcript has 2 exons.
AUGUGUUGGAUUCUUAAGGUAGGGAUAUUCCACAUAAUUCCUGUCUACCCUAAAAAUAUCACAGAGCUAAAAUUAAUGGUUUCUAGAGGUUUACUAGGAGGAAUUACAGCUAUAAUUAUGUUCUAAAGUUUUAAAUAUUUGAAUAUUUCAGAUGCUGUAGUAUUUGGAAACACAAAUCCUAUUUGGACAAGUUUCUUAGCAGCAAUUUUUCUUGGGGAAAAGCUUACAAUAAAGUCUUUGAUAUUUAGCUUCAUUAGCUUUUUAGGUAUGCUUUUAAUUAUUAAGCCUGAUUUUUUUUUUGAGGCAACUUUGGAUAAAGAACCUAUUAAUAUGCAAGGAAGAAACCAAGUAAAGGGGUGCAUGUUUGCCUUAUUCGGUUCAAUUUUACUAUCUUUUAUACAAAUUAUUCUUAGCAAAGUACAAAAAUAAAUGAAAUGCAACAAUGCUUAACUUUUAAUGUAUAAUCACUUUUUUGGCUGUAUAAUUACAGGAAUAACUGAACUCUAAUUACCUAAUAAUGACAUUAUUGUAAAUAAAAGGUUUCUCUUUAUUAUUCUAAUUAUGGGCGUCUUAGCUUUUAUAUCAUAGCUUUUGUUUACACGUUCAUUUACUUUAGAAAAAGCCUCAAUUAUUUCACCACUUCAAUAUAUUGGAGUUGUACUAUCUUUUUUAGUAGAUAUUUUCUUCUUCAAUGAGUAAAUAUAUUUAACUAGUGUAUUAGGAGCUGUACUGAUAAUUGUAGGUAGUAUAGCUAUCAUUCUAUGA